GAGAGAGAGCCGAGGGCAACAUUGUGGAAGGUGUAGAGAGAGAAGGCCUUUAAGAAUUCAUUCUGGCUUUAAUGUGAGCAAAGCAAAUGAAUGACAUAGGGAUACAGGGAGGUAAGCCGAAGAAUAAGGACACUCGAGAGUGGAACAUUUCGGACCGGAGAGCUGUCAGGAUAAAAGAAAUGCGGUGAAUAAGAGACAGCGCAGCUGCAGCGUGCCCUUGAAAUUCUAAAGUGCUACAUUAGGUCAAAAAAUGUCUUAUUCAUGUAAAAGCUCCAGCUGCUCAGACAUGUUAAAAGCAGCUUGAGUCAGAGAGGUGCAAAUUUGAUGGCGUUAAAUUCUAUGAAUUUGUUUUCUGGGGAGGUAUCGUACCAAGGUGAUUGGCGCAGAAAAAUAUUUGCUUUCAAAAGUGGCGUUAAUCGUAUCCACUGCAUCGUCUCUUGUCUUUUGUCUCAGCCCGGAUCAUUCAGAGGGAAAUGAGCCUGGCAGUGAUCCUUGAGGUGUCCGGGUAUGAUUGACGGAUCCAAUGCCUCAUGGGACAAGUAUGUGGUUAGGGCACAUCUGAUCUCUGGACGGCGCUGAAACACUGAGCCUCCUCCUCUGACGGACAGGACAAAUGGCGUGCUCGCUCUGAACGGCUGUCACGUCUUUCAGUGGAAGAGGUUUAACUCGUCUUUCUCUUUCACUCAAACUUACACACAUUGGGCCUACAAAUGUGUGCUAGAUAUGGCACACAAGUGCUAAUAAACCAAAAGUCCCGGCAUUCAUUUAUUAACCUGCUCAAGCUCUGCAGGCUGGAUCUAUUUUUGCAUCCCCAUAUGUUUUCCUCUGUGUACACUCCUUUGGCUUUGAGGCCUUAACAGCCCUGUCAGGCGAAUGGGACCAGCCUGAACAUCUGAGUUCCUGUCAUACACGGCACAGGUUGCCCUUAUUCAGGUGUGUUUACCUUGCUGGGUUAAAGAUAUGAAGGGGGAGCUGUUCUUAAUAAUCCAAUCGACGUGUAGAGCGAAUGCCCUUUGGCUGGGGAGCAUAAACUCUGCAUCACUUCGCUGCUGUCACGAUCCAUUUUCUGCGGCGUUUGUGCUUAUUAAGAGUGUAAAUUCCUCCUGGGGCCAAAUACACAUUCAGGAAGCGAGUGCGUAGGCUACGAAAGGCACGGCGCCGCCCUUUGUUAGCGCUCCGCCAUCAGGUGGCGUGAAAGCUCCACUGACUCACCUGGCGUAUUACCUGAGGCCCGGUGCGCACUUUGCAUUCCCCCCUCCCCCCUCAUCCCGUUUUGUACACCAGGUGGGAAAAGAGGAAAAUCAGGAGUGGGCGUGUCACUAAAGGGAGAGUGGGAGAGAAAGAGAGGCACACUAAGAGGAAUGAAAGGAGCAGGAAAUGUCGCUCUGCGGCUACCAAGGUACGACUUCCUGGUAACCCGUCUGGGUGGAGCCCCGGCAGGCAGGCAGGGCUGGGAGCGGCCCGGCUGUGGCGCUGCAUUGUGUGCGUUGGUUUGAAUGGUGUGUGCGCACACUGCACUGGCCUGUACGGAUACAUGUGUGUGUUUUUUGUUCACCUGCUAUGAGAGCUCACACCGCAGUUGACAGUGGAGCCGAGUGGAGCCUGUGCCGAGGAGGACAUGAGGUCUGAGAAGGAGGAGGGGAAGGCCGUGUUGUUGCGUGAGGAGGUGGUGCAGCUUCAAGAGGAGGUCCACCUGCUGAGGCAAAUGAAGGACAUGUUGAGUAAGGACCUGGAGGAGACCCAGGGAGGCUGCUCUGCCAAUCUGCUCUCGGCCACGGAGCUCCGGGUGCAGCUGGGUGACAAGGAGCAGGAGCUGGACCGAGCCAAGGAGGCCUUACAAGCCAUGAAAGCUGAUCGUAAGCGUCUAAAAGUGGAGAAGGCGGACUUGGUGAGUCAGAUGCAGCAGCUGUACGCAACACUGGAGAGCAGAGACGACCAGCUGCGAGAAUUCAUACGCAACUACGACCAGCACCGGAAGGAGAGUGAGGAUGCAGUAAAAGCCCUGGCGAAGGAGAAGGACAUGCUCGAGAGGGAGAAGUGGGACCUGAGGAGACAGACCAAAGAAGCAACAGAGCAGGCCAACAUCCUGCGUUCUCAGAUGGACAUGAAGGAGAACCGGGUCAAAGAGCUGGAGGCCGAGCUCACCAUGGCAAAACAGUCCCUGGCCACCUUGACAAAAGACGUACCGAAGCGGCACUCGUUGGCCGUGCCCCCGGAGCCCGUGGUGAACGGCAGUCAGGAGUGGGUGAUGCAGGCCGAUCUGCCGCUCACCGCGGCCAUCCGCCAGAGCCAGCAGACCCUCUACCACGGACACGCCGCGGACAGACAGGCCGUGGUCAGGAUCAGCCCCUGCCACUCUCGGCAGCCGUCUGUCAUCUCUGACGCCUCCGCAGCCGACGGAGACCGCUCCUCUACGCCCAGCGACAUCAACUCCCCUCGUCACCGGACCCACUCCCUGUGCAACUCCAUGGAGGACCUGGAGGAUCAGAAGCGUAAGAAGAAGAAGGAGAAGAUGACUCUGGGAUCCCUUUCACGGGUGUUCGCUCGAGGCAAGCAACGCAAGUCACUGGACCCCGGCCUGUUUGAUGACUCUGAACGCCUCACGCAGCAGAGCCCGUCUGACGGCGAAGAGCAGCUGGACCGCCUCCAGCAGGCGGAGCUCACUCGAAACACAUGCAUGUCGCUGUGGAGGGCCGGUGCAGUGCGGGCCUGGCUGGAGGUGGUCAUGGGAAUGCCCAUGUAUAUUAGCGCCUGCUCCGAAAACGUCAAAAGUGGCAAGGUCCUGCUGGGCCUGACGGAUGAGGAUUUGGAGCUGGGUCUGGGCAUCAGUAACCCCAUGCAUCACAGGAAACUGAGACUGGCCAUUGAGGAUUACAGGAGAGCCGAAGGGGACCAGGGACUCUCGAAAGUGUCCGACAUGGACCAUCACUGGGUUGCCACGUCGUGGCUGAGUGACGUGGGGUUGCCUCAGUACUCGCAGACCUUCCAGGCUCAUCUGGUGGACGGCCGUGUGCUGAACUCCCUGAGCCGCCGGGACCUGGAGAGAUUUCUCAACAUCAGCGACCAGUUCCACCAGACCAGUCUGCUUCUGGCAAUACAGCUCUUGCAGAUACUCAGUUUUGAUAAAGAGGCCCUGCAGGCACGGCGGACAAAAUGUGAGCACCAAGACCAAGACCCCAUUGUUUGGACAUGUCACAGAGUAAUGAAGUGGAUCACAGACAUAGACCUCAAGGAGUUUGCAGACAACCUUCAGGGCAAAGGGAUUCAUGGAGCUGUGAUGUCUCUGGACCCUUCCUUUGACACUGACACCUUGGCCAAAGCCCUGGGGAUCCCCAGCAGCAAACACAUGCUGCAUCGCCACCUAUACGAAGAGAUGAAAUCACUGGCAGUCCAUCACAGCAGUGCAGAGCAAGGCAGUGAAGUCAUCUGUUCCACUUCGCCUGUUUCUGUUUGCCGCUUUGCAGAGAAGAGGGCGUCGAUGAGAAGAUCCGGCAAGAGUCCGCUGAGGUUACGUGCCAACAGCCACUCGGCGGAGCGAGGUCUGGGUUUCCAUGGCAGCUGCAACUUCCUGCCCAGAGAGGCGCGAGUCCAGGCCGUCCCCCGGGCCAACGGAAGCCCGAUGCACACUUACAAGAGUGUGGAAAUCACCAACGUCUGAACCGGCCGCCGCCAUCCAGAUCGUUGAUGUUGUUGCUAUUGUUUACAUUGUUGUUGUGUUAUAGUUGUAAGUUAAUGGGAAGGUGAUUUUAUGCACAAAGACCAUUUUGUUUUAUUCCGACAAAACGCCCAAAUGGGUUUUAUAUUGAGUUUAUAAAAGGCUGAAGAAUAACGUACUUCAUAACUGAAUGCAGUGCUGUUCUCCUCUGAGGCCUUAUAUGAAAUAGGUCUGACAGCACCUACAGUAAAUUAAUGAUUAUGCUCGUUAGAAUAAAAAGUCAUUAUAUCAAGCUUCUACUGUAGCGAUCCGAAGUGAGAUGUUGUCAUUACAACAUUAAAAAAGACAUAUGUAUUCUGGACACAAGGGGGGGAUGAAGAGAGUCACACUUCUAUGAUCCUGGCACCCAUGACAUGAAUUCUGUCAUUUUGAAAACUGGUGCAAUUCCAUCAUCUCAUCAGUGUUACAUAAUAUAUUAAUAUAAUUUAAAACAGUUUUUGUUUCAAUUGAAGCGUUGAGAUAUUGUUUUCAGCAAAACUCAUCUUGGUUCUAUGUAUACGAAACAUACAGUGAAUGUUGGAUUUUGUGCUGAUGUGUAAAUAUUCAAUCCAAUUAUCUGCACAUGUUUAUAUUGUAUUAGUGAACAUUAGACUAACAUAAACAUAAUGCGGUUUCUUUCUUUUUUUCUUUCUUUUUUUAGCUCAGUUGACAAUGUAAUGGGAUUUUUGUACAGUUUAAUGAUCCUGUUUCAUAACACUUUUGAAUUUGUUGCUGAGCAUCAAAACCCACAAUUGAACUGUGCAGCCAGACACCCGAGGUCAAUCCAAAUAGAAAACAGGAUUGACUCACUAUUGGGCGUCUCCUUCACUCCCAAAGAGCAAAUUUGUUUGAGUGGGAAGAUUAGACUAAAGUUGAAAGGUAUGGAAACAGAAGGAAAACACUUUCAUGAUUCAUGAUUUUAACACCAGUGUUUGUAUAAAUGUUGUACGCCAACAUUAAAGGUCAAAUUAUUGUCAACGCAUA
Messenger RNA from Gasterosteus aculeatus aculeatus (three-spined stickleback), 4678 nucleotides. The record is from RefSeq and is a predicted model, not a curated record. Lineage: Eukaryota; Metazoa; Chordata; Actinopteri; Perciformes; Gasterosteidae.